Molecule: messenger RNA, 669 nt
Organism: Polistes dominula (European paper wasp)
Lineage: Eukaryota; Metazoa; Arthropoda; Insecta; Hymenoptera; Vespidae
Product: homeobox protein Dlx2a-like
Source: RefSeq, a predicted model, not a curated record
AUGGCUUAUAAUAAUUACGGGCAGUGCUAUAGUGGACAGUGUGAUUUUCCCACGUUGACAAAUAUACAACCGUCGUUAUGUUUUCAGACUUCUCAAAAUUCAAACAAUGUGCCACAUUUAUUAAAUAAUUAUGAAGGAAAUAGUUGUUGUGAAAUUCAAGUACCUUCCACAAACAUUACCCCAUGUGAAUACUCCAAUUCUAAUGUAAACUCACAAGUUAUUUAUCCUCAAUAUGAGUAUAGUUCAUGUAUUAGAAAAGAAUACAAUGAUUGUAAUCAGAUUUCUUCUGAAACGACACCAGUAACAGAAGGGUUCUAUAAUCAUGGGCCGAAAUAUUCACAAAAUGUAACUUCAGAAAAUCAAAUUUACUAUUCUCCCAACGAACCUACUUGUAGUAUAAAUCAACAAAUUCCAGUCAACGAUAAUUCCUUAAAAUCGAAAAGUCCAUCAGAAUUGGGUAAUAAAAAGGAUAAAAUAAGAACGCGACAGAUAUAUUCUAAACAACAAACUAGAAUUUUAGAAGAAGAAUUCCAGAAAAAUCCCUACAUAAGUAAAGCACAAAGAGCUCAAUUAUCAAAACAUCUGUACCUUUCUGAAACAAAGAUAAAAACUUGGUUUCAAAACAGAAGAACAAAAAUAAAAAAGAUAUGGAAUUUUCAACAACCAUAA